UGCCUGUCCCUGUGAAGAGGAAGACCAGCCACAUUCCAGGACUCUCUUCUGACCCACAUCUGUGCUAUGACUGAGACUGGGGAAGAGGAAUCAGUGUCAGCAGAGGCCUCAGGGUUCUCAGACUUUAGUGAUUCAGAAUUUCUAGACUUUCUGGACCUGGAAGAUACCCAAGAGUCAAGUUCUUCGCUUAGCAAACCUGGCCCUUCUUCUGAACUCCCUGGGAAAGAUGACAGGUUCACAGACUUACCAAAGAGGAAAAGAGAAUUGGGCAUCUCAUCACCCCUGGAGCUAUUUCACCUUAAAUGUUUGUAUGUCACUGAUCUGUCUACUCAGGAUUGGUGUGAACAGCAAAUAGUAUAUAAGAAGCAACUUCCUGAUUUCUUGACACCCGAGAAGGCCACUGUCUUAAACACUGGUGCCAGCAUCCACCUAGCCAAAGAACUAGAAGUUCAUGAUCUUGUGACUAUCUCUAUCACCAGUAAAGAAGAUUCUUGGGCGGUUAAGUUUCUGAACAUAUUAUCAAUGAUUCCUACGCUGCAGUCAGGAGGACGCAUCAGAGAGUUCCCAGUGUUUGGAGAAGUAGAGGGUGUGCUUCUUGUUGGAGUGAUUGAUGAGCUGCACUAUACAGACAAGGGGGAGCUGGAACUGGCUGAGCUCAAGACACGGAGGCGCCCUGUGCUCCCUGUAGAAGCUCAGAAAAAAAAAGAUUGUUUCCAGGUCAGCCUAUACAAAUAUAUCUUUGAUGCCAUGGUACAAGGGAAAGUGACCACUGCCAGCCUAGUCCACCAUGCAAAAUUGCAUCCAGAAAAACCACUGGGAUCUUCGGUGCUGAGACAUGCCAGGCAGGGAGGCUUUUCUGUGAAGUCCUUAGGUGACCUCAUGGAGCUGGUCUUUUUGUCUCUAACAUUGUCUGACCUCCCAGUUAUUGAUAACCUAAAGAUUGAGUAUAUCCAUCAAGAAACUGCCACUCUGCUGGGUACAGAGAUUGUGGCCUUUGAAGAGAAGGAGGUGAGAAGCAAGGUGCAGCACUAUAUGGCCUAUUGGAUGGGCCACCGAGAACCUCAAGGAAUUGAUGUGGAAGAGGCUUGGAAGUGCCAGACAUGUAGCUAUGCAGAUAUCUGUGAAUGGAAGAAGGGUGGCUGGAUGCGCAGCUCCAUGCUCGAGCCUCAAGCCAAAAAAGCCAAAUGAACAGAAGGUAGGCCUUCAGAGAUUUAGAUCUCUCUUAUGUACUCAGCAGAAGUAAAGGGGACCAAUUUCUGAGCUUGGCAUUCAGAGUGUUCUCAUUUUAGUUCAUUUCAUAUUUCCUCACCUUUAACCACACAAAUCCAGGACCAAGAGUCAGGGAUAAAGGGGCCUCCCCUGGUGGCGCAGGAGUUGAGCGCUGGGCUGCGAGGCUGCCCGCAGCCUCUGCAGCUCCGGUUCGUUCCCCAGCUGCCGGCGAGGGUUCCACAAAAAAAAAAAAAAGAGGGAUAAGGGGGAAGAUCUGGAAUUCUACUGUCUCUGGAACUUCACCAUCAGUUCCCAAGACGACCAUCCCAAGAUGAUCAUCAUGACUGGAGAAAAGGUAUCCUUCAGCAAUCAUUGUUUUCCUAAGAAGAUUCUCGGUUUCUGAGAAGUCUCUUUCCUAUUUUUUCUUAAUCAAGUCUUUGUUUUAUAUAAUUACACAAAAUAAAAUGCUGCCCAGGUCAUUUAAACUGAUGGCUUUUUUAAUGACUUUACACCUUCAAAGACACCCACUAUGAAUAGUUGCAUAUAUGUUAUUGCAAGCUUUUAAGUAUAUACAUAAACAUAUUUCUAAAGCAGAAUUAGUGGAAUGAGUGACCAAGAAUUUAAACAUAAUAAAUGUGUACAAAGAAAUAAAGGAAAAUAAAAUAGCAACAGGAAGUCCUAAAACAUGAAAGUAUUAGCUAUGAGAAUACAAUAUACGAAUAACUUAGGACAUUUAUAUACUGUAAUCCAGUAAUACCAUUUCUUACACAAAUAGAACAGGAAAUUCUUAUACAUAUUAUACAUGUAUAUGCAUAAUAUCAUACAUAUUACAACAGGAAAUAGGAACAAGAAUAUACUUUAUAGCUCUUUCACAAUAGCAAAACCACACCUAGAAACUAUCCAGGUGCCCAUCAUUAGAAAAGGGCAUGAUGUGUUAUGGCAGCCAAAACAGAUGGGCUACGAAGACAUUCAACA
Talpa occidentalis (Iberian mole) is the source of this 2184-nucleotide messenger RNA. It is a transcript of the gene EXO5, whose product is annotated as exonuclease 5. Gene Ontology annotation, cellular component: nucleus. The transcript is spliced from 2 exons. Lineage: Eukaryota; Metazoa; Chordata; Mammalia; Eulipotyphla; Talpidae. Bases 67 to 1188 code for a protein of 373 amino acids. Gene Ontology annotation, biological process: interstrand cross-link repair. Gene Ontology annotation, molecular function: single-stranded DNA 5'-3' DNA exonuclease activity. The record is from RefSeq and is a predicted model, not a curated record.